Geosmithia morbida is the source of this 285-nucleotide messenger RNA. RefSeq lists its product as uncharacterized. The record is from RefSeq and is a predicted model, not a curated record. Bases 1 to 285 code for a protein of 94 amino acids. Lineage: Eukaryota; Fungi; Ascomycota; Sordariomycetes; Hypocreales; Bionectriaceae. The transcript has 2 exons.
AUGGCUUCCACAAUCGUCAAACUCAUUCCCCUCAUCCUCGUCUUCAUCAUCGUAGGCGUCAUAGUCUGGGUAGGCUACCAGGUCUCUGCCGGCGCGCAGAAGAUCCGCGACGAGGCCUCCGAGCGCAUGGAGCGCAAGAACCUCGUCUGGUCUCAGGAUGGGCUCAAGGUCGGCGUAAAGGACAGGGAGAAUGAGGCUUACGUCGACCAGACCCAGGGCUGGGUCGUCAAGGCUUGGAAGUUGGGCAGUGCUCCGGCCGGGCAGGAGACCAACAAGUCGAAAUGA